AUGCCGUUAUUUAAGCAAAGGAAAGUUGGCAAAGAUGAAGCAAAGAAACGUGUAGAACGAUGUCUUGUCGUGGUAAGCAGUACAUUCAUUUUUAAGAUCAACGUUUUUAUCGCGAAGUCAGGUACUACAAAGUCAUUAUUCAGCAUUAUUACCUCGGCUCCAUAAUUUCCUCUUCAGGUGUUCAUGUUUGCCUGUCAGCUUGUUUUGAUCAUUACUGUAAAACAUUUUUUGCUUUGAUGAAGCUCACAGAACCCUACUCUGACACUUAAACUUAAGAAAUUUGCAGAAGGCUUGUGAUAUUUCAAAAGUAAAUAGACUAAGCAGCUAAAUUAUAGGUUACGUUUGUAAAUACGUGAUAAUACAGAGUGUUUACUAUCGAAUCUUUACUGAUAUUUUUUCUUUCGGUUAUCGUAAUAAUCGAGAUUCAGAGGUACCUUUGAAUUUGACGUAUGACUUACAAUUUGUUAAAAUUAGGUAGGUUACCAUUUCAGCUUCUGUAGCUAAACAGGUAAAGUAAGUUAAGAGUGAAACACUUUUUACGCAAGAGUAAAGAUUAAAGCCCAUGACAUGUACAGCUACCCCCCACAAAAUCAAAGAAUGUCGUUAGAAAGUAUGCAUCGCUUACUUCACUUCAUUGUCAGACAGUUUUUAACUGUUUCAAUCGCCCUGUUUCAAAUGCUUAAAAGACAUUGCCUGUUAAUCAUUCUAACUUUGCAUUAUUGGUCAACAAAUGUCAAACUAAGUUUAAUUUAUUGUUUUCCUUUGUUCAACAAGGUAGAACUUGCAAUUAUUGAACAACAUUUUAUAUAGCCUGUAUGUUCUUUUUUUCCUGUUAACUUCAACUUGGUGAAUUCCACUGAACACAACAUAAUCACGGCUCAUGGUCAGUUAAACACUGAGUUGCUAAACAGCAGCUGCAACCAAUUUUUUGAACUGUAUCUCCUUCAAUCUGGUUUCCAUGUAACUAAACUAGAUCCUCUUGAUCGCCCUGAGCCAUCUUAGACAUCUUAAGGUGGCUGAACACAGUUUUGCGGGCAGUCAGCGGUAACUCGCGUGACGGCAAGUGUUUUAAAUUAGACAAACAAACAUGGCGGCGAAAAAAGCAAUGGUACACAGAAGACGAUUUCUCAAAAUCCACUCAUCAAAAUUUUGUGAUAUUUGGCAGAAUUUUGACUUUUAUCGUAUUCUAAAUAAUGAGAACUUUAAAAUGAAAGUUGAACAGACAAAUUUUGUGAUACAUUUAAUAAUUACAAUAGAAUCAUAUUAUUGAUUAUCUGAAAACCCGUCUGUUAAAAUUUGGUCAAAUAAGUUUCAAAUGGUAAUGAUUAAUUAUAGUAAGCUGUGCGCAAGUUUAUAGGAAAAUCUAAUGAGCGAAUUUUAUGUAAAUUGAGUAAAAGUGAAAUUUUAAGGUUGUAUUCAAUCGUUCACGUUGCCAUGGAAACAAUGAAAACGUCACAUUUUACCUGUCGAUCAAAAUCUUUCAUCAGUAUAUUUUUCAUUUGCCAAGUUUCAGCUUGUGAGCUGUAACCAUUCUCUUGCCAUGAUUUGACAAAUGACAUAUACUCACAAACUGCCAAAACUGUGUUCAGCCACCUUAAUGUGUUCAGGCAAUAAAGAUGAUCAUUUCUCAAACUCAUUAAUAAUUCAUUAAGAAAAUACAAAGGAAAUUAAUGUUUAAUGAGUGUUUGGAAAUCGAAUGAAACACUGCUUAGUAUUUGCAUCCUUAAUUUCUCCUUCAAAAAUGAUUUUGUUUGAGAAGAAAUAUCAAACAUUCGACACAGUGUUUCAUCACCAGAUGAAACACCUCGAAGUUCGUCAAAAAUACUCCGCUGCGCGUCGUAUUUUCAACUCUCUUCUCGGUGUUUCAUCUGGUGAUGAAACACUGCAUCUCAUGUUUGAUAUAUUACAUGAAAACAUCUGAUAUAAUUUAAGAUGAUUAGGACAUUCCUGAUUGCCUGGAUAGAAUGGAGGAGACUAUACAUACAGGUGUUUUCUGUACGCAUGUAAUAAUAAAAUUGUUUUGGAUCAUCUCAAUCAUUCCAGUUGACCCCAAAAUUGAGACAGUGAAGACAAUCUAUGCCCUCAAUAUAUCUUGAAUAUAAAGGUUUGGAAGUGGAUUGUUUAUUUUUUUGUUUUAGUUUUAAUUGUCCUUUUAAGAUCAGCGUCAUCUACAUUUUUCUUCCUUGUAAUAUUCAGUGAUGUUCCCUUUGUCAAGGUAUUUAGACUACAAGGAAGUUAUCAGUGUUGGUCAAUCUCAGGUUCUCGUGGCAUUCAUCAUUUUCUGAUGAAUGGGCAGGCUGGUUGGUGAACCUUCUCUGAUCAAUGAGAAUUUUUUUCCUGCUUAUUCAGACGUCAACUUGGGGCUCGUUCUUUAAAAUUGCCAACUAGUUUGCUGCUGCUCAGUCAGCAUUUUUAAGCAACUUUUUUCAAAUUUUAGUUUUUUUUCCUGUUGACCCGUACUCUGUAUCAGUAUUUUGCUUUUAUGGUACACAUUUGUGGACACAGACCAACAAUAUUUAACGGCAUUUUUUGUUAGCACCAAGAUUCAAAUCUGCCCACAUUACUUCUAUAAAAAGGAUGCUUUGAGCACUGCAUUGUACCAUCAAUGUAUUUUGGUGUAGUUUUGCCAGUCCUUUACCAAGCUCUACCAUCAUUUGUGUGCAUUAAGUUUGCAUAUUUAGCAUUAAAAGGAUAGUAGUAUACAUAAAAGGGAGUGCAGGUGCACAUCAAAGUCCAUCAAAAGAGAACUGAAUUAGAAAUGCUAUCCAGACUCUCUCGCACUUUUUAUGGUAUGGAAAAAAUUGCAUAACGUAACUGUCAGUCGUUGGAGCUAGCAAAAGUCAUAUAACAAAGUUCUCAGUCAAACAACAUAUACACCGCAAAAUGCUAUUUUGUGAUUUUGUUACUGGUUAAAAUUAAUUUACUCUAGGUUGUUUCUCAAUUUCCUUUGUCUCCUAGUCCUAAUUCAUGAAUAAUUAGGGCUAGGAGACAAAAAAAGUAUAGAAUCAACCUUGGUUAAAUUAUAAUUUUAACCUGAAUUUAAUUUUGACCUGUAACAUAUUGUACUUUACUUAUGGCUCCAUUUCUCCUUGGAAAAAUGUUUUUGGAACUGUAGACCUAUAGGUAAAAUCUAGAAUCUUUUUUGCAGCCUAAGGGUUAGUGCUCUUAAUUCCUAGGCUGUUAUUCUUAUAAAAUUAUUGUUAUUACAGUGAAACCUCUAUUAUGUGGACACUUUCGGGACCUUCCCAAGUGUCUGUUUAACAGAGGGUGUCUGCUUAAUAGAGGUUUGUAAAAAUUGUGCAAUGUUUGUUAAUGAUUAACAUUCAACGGUUACUCCGUACUGUGAUAACGUUCCAUGUUGUUAGGGAAGCUGUACUGUACUUUGUGCAAGACUUUAAGGUGAACUUUGAUCACAGAUUACAAUAAUACGGCUGGAUAUCGGUCUGAUCUAUGGUUUAUUGAUGGCUAAAUGUAUUGACUUAUCUUUAUUAAUUGACUACGGUACGUAUUUGAACGAUAGAAUCCAAUAUUACUAUUGCCAAUUCAGUCCGGUGUCUGCUUAAUAGAGGUUUUUUAACAAUACAAAUUAGCCAAAUACAAUUUAUUUAAGUGUCCACGUUGGCUUAAUAGAGGUGUCCGCUGAAUAGAGGUCUGUUAUAAAGGGAAAUAUGAGACAUUAAUUUCAGGACCCGGCUUAGUGUCCACUUAAGAGUGUCCGCUUAAUUGGGGGUCUGCUUAAUAGAGCUUUCUCUAGCUGUAUUGUUAUAUCUAUUAUGAUGAGUUUGCAUUGAUAAAUUAAUUAUUUUAAUAUUAUUUUUGUUAUAGGCAAGAGAUUCUCCAGAUCCAGCCUUUGACGUAUCCAAAUGUGGAGCAACAGAGGUGACUUUGCCUACUGCAUUGCUAAUGAUAUAAUUUCUCAUGUUAAAACUUCAGUCAAGGGAGAUUCAGCACUAAGGACCUUAUUACAAAAGUACAGGAAGAAUGUUGGCUGAUAAAUUUAAAAGUUUAGUCUAAAGAACAGUACUUAAAAUGAUCUAAUAGACUCCUGGGGCAUUUAUUAUAAUUUUUAAUUUUAAAGGUGCAAGAAGGAUUGUGUAGUAGAUGGGAGGCAUUUUAAAGAGAGAGGUGUUUAUUCUCACAACUGUAACAAGCUCUGCAAAACUAAUAUGCUUUUGUUGAAAAUAUUAAGAGAAUUUAAAAAUAGCAGAUUAUCCAGUCCAUCUAUUGAUAUGUCUUGGCCAUCUAGCGACCCAUAUUGUUCUUUUAAGUCGUAGUUUGUUGUCAUCCUUAGUCUAUCCUUACUUUGAACUUAGCCUUGAACAAGAUACAAUGCACAAACCCUUAUUAAUCAGGAAAUAAACUGAAUAAAUGGAUUGAUUUUGCUCCGUUUUGCUUUUUCCUAGUAUUUUGAAAUUGUUGUCUAUGGGGGGCAUCUAUUAGACAAGGAGUGUUUAUUGCAGGGGAUUGUCUAGAGAUUAAUUUGAAUAGAGAUUUAUCCGGUGGAUAGCGCUAUCCAGCUUUUAAACCACUGGGGCCUGUUGGAUAGUGAUUUAUCCGGGGAUAGCGCUAUCCAAUGUUUGAACAACCAUGGCCUGCAAACCAUAUAAAUUUGUCUGGACAAGUGGUCAUCUUGGCCAGAUAUUGUUUGGUACCAGCCGUUAUUUUAAGCCCUUAAUGAUAGUAAAAGUAAUGAGACUACUUUAUCUUUAUUCUUUUAGGUACCCAAAGGGGUUUACUCCUUAUGCAGAGUACUUCAAAAAGAGGUAAAAUGUUUUGGUUUGUGUUCUUAAAUUGUGGUCACCCUUUGAUAAUGUAGAGUUUUAACAGUUUAGUGAUUAACUCACAGUGUGACUGCUUGAACCAGUUUUAAAAAGAAAAGAUUUAACCUGAAGUUUGUGGUAAGCAGGCCACAUUAUAGGGAGUACCCCUACCACCACCAACAAGGUUUUGGCUGUGCUUUUUGGCCACACUAAGUCUUUCAUAAAUAAUAAAAAAAACAGUGUCUGUACAGAGUGGCAUCAGGUCCUGCUCUGACAGCUAGCUGAUCAUUUCUCAGAAGUACUGAGUCCAGCUCCUCAAUCACAUCAUGUCUUUUAAAUAACCAAAAAGGUUCUUCCUGGGAGCUGGAAUCUUAACCUUGUCAUAUUUAACUUGAAUUAUGUUUGACUUACUUGUGCUUGCAUCCACUAGGUAAACAUUUAUGCUAUAAUACUGUUGAUGGUACAUCAAAGUCACUGAUUGUUAAUUUUUUGGUUUAUGUAUCAUGAAAUUUUACUUGGCAUAUUUUGUUUUAGGCUCUUCUAUUGUAUGAUAAUGCUUUAACAAAUCUUAAGGGUGGAGGAGAUCUAAAGGAUCUUUCAAGUUUACGGGUGAGGAAUUAAAUUAUGCUCAGUUUCUUGAAAGCUAAGAAUAUGAAAGUAAAAAUUUUUUCAUUAUUUCCACUGAACUGCUCAGCUAAUAUCUAAUAUUCUUCAAUUAUUUUCCAAAGUAGUGUAAUGAUAAAUGAUAAAAUGAAAAUCAAACAGUAUUAACUAUAGGCCUUUUGUCCAAUCAUCUCACAGAAUUUAUUCCUCUGGUGAGAAUUUUAUCUCAAAAUGUAUGCUGGAUAACUCAGCUUAUUUAUAAGGGAGUUACAGUUUGGACUGGGUGAAAAAAUUUUGCAAAAUUUUAAUUCUUAACAGGUGGAAUGAAAGGAUACUGUUACCAACAUUAGUUAACAUAAGAUUUGAAUUAAAAUAUUACUUUUUUCUUUUUUUGAUGGGUGUUUGGGUUGUGCAUACAGGUGCAAUGUAGGUUUAUUCAUUACAGUCACAUUUUAAGCUCAUAAAGAGGGUGCAUUCUACAUGUAUAUUGUGUCAGCCUGUGCUGCAGGGUUUAGAUUUUCAUGACCAUUUCCAUGUCUCACUUUUUUGUGUUUUCUCUUAAGGGAGCAGAGGUUGACAGCUGUCUCAGAUUUUUUUGAUCAAAGUAUUAUAAGAGAGGUUGGUUUUCCUAUUUUUUUUUGUUUUUUUGUAGGUUUUAGAUCUUCAUGACAAUUUUCUCACUACUCUUCCAGCUGAUAUUGAUCAACUGAAAUCACUGCAGGUAAAUAAACUGUUAGUUUAUAUAAAUUUUGAUUGUAAUGUUAGGUACAGGUUGCUCACAAGAAGAUAUAAACCAUUGGAACAUUCUUAAAUUGUAUGGUAUACGUAUACCUUUUCAUUUAGCCUGAAGAAACAGCAGUCACUUAGCGCUGUCACCACUGGUUUUCCCAUGAAAUGAGGUUGAGGAAAGAGCACAGAAAUAUCCAUACUGAUGAUUUGUCACUAACCAGGUCUGGGUAUUUACUUCUGAUUGGUGGAAGCAAAUUUUCCCUCAUAGCAUUAUAACCAAUCAUAAGAACAAACCAAGCCUGAAAAGUAAUACAACAUCAGAUGUUGGAAGCCAGUGGUUGCAUCAAAAAAUUUCAGCUGUUUUAUUGAACCAUUGGAUUACAGGACUAAGUUAAUUCAAAGCACUGUUAGCUCCAAUUCUACAUUAACUGUAAAAGAAAAACAUAUCAGUUGUUAUGGUAACUUACAUUGUAUUUGCACCAAGUACUCGUUAUAAAUGACCAUGCAAAUAUUAUUUUGAUUUGACAUCUUGACACAUGCUUGUAUUUUCUUAAAUCUUUCAGGUUUUAAAUGUUCAAAACAACAAGCUCCGAGCUCUACCUGCGUCCAUUGGAAAUUUAGCAGCCCUUCAAAGCUUAAACCUUCAAGGUAUGUGUAGUAUCCUGUGUUCAUUGUUCUCCAUCCCAUCUCCCUUUUGUCUUACACUGACCACUGCCUUGAAAAUCUGGGUUUUACUUAGGGCAAUUUCCAUUUGUCAGAGUUGACUGGCUAGACCAUUCCCGUCGCAAUGGUAAUUUCUGUUUUAAUCAAAACUGUUCAGCCAGAUCAAUCAAAUUCUAAAUAGUAUUCACAAAGGAGAACAUUUUUUAGCAAAAACUCUUGGAAAAAGCCUAUUUCAAUUUCAAACUGACUGGUUGGGCAAUGAUCUGGACGGCCAGUUCUGACAAAUGGAAAGCACACUUAGUUACAUAUUAUAUGCUCUAAAUCGUGUUAGGGACCAGUCAUAAUUUAAGUUGGAGGAGGGGGAGGGGGGGGGGGGGGGGGCGGCAAAAUAGGGGGACUAGCAUUAUUUUUUUUUGUGGGAUAUUGGNUACCUGCGUCCAUUGGAAAUUUAGCAGCCCUUCAAAGCUUAAACCUUCAAGGUAUGUGUAGUAUCCUGUGUUCAUUGUUCUCCAUCCCAUCUCCCUUUUGUCUUACACUGACCACUGCCUUGAAAAUCUGGGUUUUACUUAGGGCAAUUUCCAUUUGUCAGAGUUGACUGGCUAGACCAUUCCCGUCGCAAUGGUAAUUUCUGUUUUAAUCAAAACUGUUCAGCCAGAUCAAUCAAAUUCUAAACAGUAUUCACAAAGGAGAACAUUUUUUAGCAAAAACUCUUGGAAAAAGCCUAUUUCAAUUUCAAACUGACUGGUUGGGCAAUGAUCUGGACGGCCAGUUCUGACAAAUGGAAAGCACACUUAGUUACAUAUUAUAUGCUCUAAAUCGUGUUAGGGACCAGUCAUAAUUUAAGUUGGAGGAGGGGGGGGGGGGGGAGGAGAAAUUGGGGGGCCUUCUUUUUUUUUUGGAUGGAAUAUGGGGGGCCUUAAAAUGCCAAAAGAUGACCUUGGGGGGGUUUUCAAGUUUCUUUUAAGUAGCAUCCCUGCUAAGCAGCAUGAUGCUUGAGUAUUAAAGGACCUGAUUUUGAUUCAGUUUUACACAAAGUCCUAUAUUGUAUAAUACUAAAACAAUUUAAUCAGCAUUUUGACAAAAAGAUUUAAUGCUCAAAUAGUAGGUGCAUCAACGCAACAUCCAUUAUUGUGUAACACUGAAACAAUUUCAUCGGCAUUUUAACAAAUUAAUGAUUACAUGCAUUAAGUCAUGUUAUGCAAUCUCACUAUCUGAAUCAUUAUUUGUAGAUGAGGUUGAUGUGGACUCACUGUCAAGUUUUUUGCUAUUAGAGCAUGUACUGGUCAUAUAAAAAGCAGUAAGCUUUGGCUGAUUAUCUUCUUUCUUCCUUGAAGCGGUCCUGUCGGUCUCUAACCUUUCAAUGGCUUGUCUUAUCUCAAUUAUAACACAAUCACUGAUAUAUCCUUGCUCUAUAAGCUGUUUGAGAGGCUCUAGGUGAAAUCUCUUUCUCAAUUUAGUGUGAAGUGCUUCUCUGUUGUUAGUUGACACAUUCAGAAGUGACAGUGAGUAAGAACGGUAAAGUAAAGAAAAUGUUAUUUGUUAUUACCAUUUGGGUAUUAUGUAAGAAAGGGGGGCCCUUAAAUCUUUUAACAUGAUUGGAGGGGGGGGGUACCUAAAAAACAUGGGUGCUAUUAGUAGGGGUCUGGAAAUAAUUUGGGAUAAAAAACAAUUUCUCCUCCAGCCCCCCCCCACCUCCAACUUAAAUUAUGACUGGUCCCUUAGGUUCCCACUCACACUGUAAGUGAUAGACUCUAGUAACUGGAUUCACUCUUUUACAGCUAAAGAUACCCUGCGUAGCUGGUGGAAUUGUUUAUUUGCACGCAUUAGAGUUUUGACUGUGAAGCUGCCACCUCAUCAAGAAUGAGCACCAAAGGCAUCAGAAAAUUUCAAGGCAUGAUUCUUGUCCCCAUUCUCUGUGGCUUCGCAACUCCUAUGCCUCAAUGGCACUUUGACAAUCCUGCCAGCUAUGCAAGCUAAGCUAAAAGUCCCCUUGCUGGUACAAAUUAUUUUUCCCACUGGGUGAGGGAGUCAUUUUCCCUUUAUUUGCUGGAAAUUUAUGUCUUGAAAAUAAUGGUUUACUCCUUAUACAUGUACAAUGAAAUUUUCAAUGUUACAUAAUUAUAUUCUUCAUAGUGGAACCACAAUUUAUUAAUUUUGGUGGUGUAAAUUUCUGGUGCUGAGUUAAAUUUAUGGUAGUGUUUCCCAUUAAUUGUUAUAAGAGCUGUUAGAGUGAGUUUGUGAGAGCAACCAAAUCAGUAUUUUAUGAUUGUUGUGUACAGGGAAUGAACUUCGCUCUUUACCAGCUGAAAUUGGAAAUUUGAAAAGUCUGAGGACCCUCAAUAUUUCUGAGAACAGUAACCUUCCAGGAGUCCCUCCCACCUUGGCACAUGUGAGAACAUUAGAGGUAAGACAGUGGACUGUCUAACAACUUCACAUCAGAAGGUUACUGUGAUAUAGAGAAGAAACACAAACGUUUUUCUAACAUACCAGUAUCUUUUCCAAACUAACCUUUCUUUAUCUUUUCUAGAUUUAUCUUUGGGUUUCUCUGAUUUAACAGGGCUUAAAUGUACACUACAUAUGAAUCCUGUUGUGCACGUUAGCUUUUUUAUUGCUCAUUUCUUCUACAUCUCAGUGAGCUUUAAAGAUUUGGCACUUCUAUGUUUUCUACCACCAGUUGGAUGUUAAUAUGAACUCCUAAGAGCAUGCAGUAUAACUCCAUCUUGGAGAACCCUAUAAGAGUUAUUUAAAAAGUAGUAAGUGCUGCAGUUACACGUUUUGUUUUUCUUUUAUAAUUCCAUUUUUUUAAUUUUUCAUGGUAAGGCAUGCUCUACCCUUUCAAGUGACUUGCUUACAUACAUUUGGAUUGUACAACUUAAACUGGUUUCCUUACACUGUGCAUGUAACUUUGAUGGACAUCUUAAGCAAUCAAACAUAUCAUAUUAUCUCUACUUGACAAUAAUAUUUGCUUGUAUUUAUUUGCAGACAAUUAUCCUUGAUACAGACAAGAUCAGUUUUCCCCCUAAAGGUAACUGGUAACGAGAGGAUACUGAAUUAAAUGCUUCACUGAAACAUAUUAUGGAUCACAAGGACCACUUUAACAUUAUUUAUUGUUUUAUUCACCAUUUUCUUUUAGAUAUAUCAUCGGAAGGAACUGCAUCAAUCAUGAAAUACCUCUGUAAAGGUAAAUAAUGUUGAAUUACUUUAUUGCAGCUGAGCUUGAUAAGUCCAUCCCUGUUCUAAAAUGGAAUACUGUUCUCUUUGGUGUUUGCCACAGAUGAUUUUAUUUACUUUUUACUUUUCUUUGGUUACUGACAUGACUAAUCACUGACUUUGCUGACUUGUAUUUUUCUCUCUAAAAGUGGCUGGAAUUGAAUAUGUUCCUCCAUCCAAACACUUGUUACCUGUGUUAGGUAUGUAGUUUUCCAUUUCAUCACCACUGUUGUUCUGUGUUUAAGGUGUUUCGAUACAGUUUUUCAGAGGCCAUACCGAUAUUUUUCAAUCGCCUUGAAAGUGGUUUUUUCCUUGUCCGAUCGCUAUAAAAUUUUUACCAGUAAUUGGCUAUGGAUUGAAAUUUGUGAAAAUGUAGUUUUAAGUAAAAUCGAUAUUACUAUGACAACAAUAAACAAAAAACUUUGAAAUUGAUAAAAGCCGAAUUUUGUGUGAUCUAGACCCGCUACUGAAAAUCCAACACUAGGAACUUAAAGUUUGGUGUUUAGCAAACAAUCUCCGUAAGAAGUAAAAAAUUCUGUAUGUUUGAAUUCGACUAAAACGAAAAUAUAUUUCAAACCUUAAAUUUUCAAUAGCGGUGAUAGAUUAUUUAAUGAAAACUUUAUAAAUGAUUCAAAUUAUUCUUAAGUAGCGUAAGAAUGAUGCUUAAUAUCAUAUUUUGAUGCUAGGAAAUUUUGGUGUACUUUCGUUCAUGCGAUCUUGAAAUCUAACCCGUUUUCUCACCACCUGUAUAAGUGCAACUUCAUUCAGAAUUUGGACUUUUAGCACUUUCUUGUAUAUCUCCAAAACGACUCGAACGAAUUUUUUUAAAAUCUCUUCACAUAAUCUUCAUAAUGUAUAUAAAAAUGUCUGAAACUUUCAUUAAGACUGAUUCACUGCAACACCUUGAAAUUUCAAGAGAAACCUAUCCUACGAACCAGUCAAAAAUCUGCGUUACAAUAUUCACUGUUUUGACGUUAUGCUAAUUUUUCCAAAUUAAUGCGGACAAUACAUAUAUCCAUGACUAGUACAUUUCAGUGUGAGUAUUGUCAAUGUUUUACAUUCAAAAGAUGCGAUAAAUUCAAACUAAAAUGUACUAGUCAUGGAGGUAUGUAUAGUGCGCAUUAUUUUGGAAAAAUUAGCAUAACGUCAAAACAGUGAAUGUUGUAACGCAGAUUUUUGUCCGGUUCGUAGGAUAAGUUUGUCCUGAAAUUUCAAGGUGCUGCAGUGAAUCAAUCUUAAUGAAAGUUUCAGACAUUUUUAUAUACAUUAUGAAGAUUAUGUGAAGAGAUUUUAAAAAAAUUCGUUCGAGUCGUUUUGGAGAUAUACAAGAAAGCGCUAAAAGUCCAAAUUCUGAAUGAAGUUACACUUAUACAGGUGGUGAGAAAACGGGUUAUAUUUCAAGAUCGCAUGAACGAAAGUGCACCAAAAUUUCCUAGCAUCAAAAUAUGAUAUUAAGCAUCAUUCUUAUGCUACUUAAAAAUAAUUUGAGUCAUUUAUAACGUUUUUAUUAAAUAACCUAUCACGGCUAUUGAAAGUUUAAGGUUUGAAAUAUGUUUUCGUUUUAGUCGAAUUCAAACAUACAGAAUUUCUUACUUCUUACGGAGAUUGUUUGCUAAACACCAAACUUUAAGUUCCAAGAGUUGGAUUUUCAGUAGCGGGUCUAGAUCACACAAAAUUCAGCUUUUAUCAAUUUCAAAGUUUUUUGUUUAUUGUUGUCAUAGUAAUAUCGAUUUUAUUUAAAACUACAUUUUCACAUAUUUCAAUCCAUAACCAAUUACUGGUGAAAAUUUUAUAGCGAUCGGACAAGGAAAAAAUCACUUUUAAGGCGAUUGAAAAAUAUCGGUAUCGCCGUUGAAAAACUGUAUUGAAACACCUUAAUGCACAAUCUCUUCUGACUGAUAGACCCCACUUUCAUGUUUUUUCAACUUUGACUGGGACCAGGUAGCGAAAAUCCAUCAACACAUCUGGAAAGAACAUCUUAUAAUCAGUUAAGUUACUAAGUUUGAAAGUUAUUUUUCAAAAACCAACAGAGAUAUAGCUCCCUAAAGUCAGGGAAUUUUACAGAAAUUUGUAAUUUUUUUUGGAGGGGGAGGGGAGGGGGGGCACAAUAAUGGCAUAAUAAUUUGAUUCCCCCAACCAUACAAACAGCUGUGAAAUUUUAUGACUUUUUUAGCAAUAACUGCACUCUUUUUAGACGUAUCACCUUUAAACUUGGUAACUUACCUUAUUUUAAGGCCCUCUUACCAGCAAUGUCGAUGAAUAUUCUCUUACUGCUUUUUGUCAAAAGUUUUAAAAAAGCGUAGAAGGGUCUAUUAAUUGUUGUCUCUGGAUUUAUUGUUUUGUGUUCAGAAGUCAAUCAAGGCUUUGCACGCAAUUUGAAAACCCUUGAAUUUCAGGAGCCCAGUUUCAAGGCCUUGAAAGUUUUUAAUUUAGUGUUUUUUUUUAAGUUUGUGAUUUUUUCUUAAAAUUAUCUAAAUCUUAACACUUUGAAAUGUACUAAGUUUUAAAGCAGAAAGUGCAAAUGCAAAAACAAUAUAAUGCCUACAAAAUAAACAUGUAAAAUGCUUGUUUAUUUUUUCUCAGGACUCUCUUCCAUUACUCUUGUGUGCAUGAAUACGUUAAGCCACAGGAGCACUGCGCAUACCCAUGGCCUGCAUGUGUCUUCAUAACUGACACAAACAAUGGCCCUGGAAAGUCCAUAAUUUUUUGGCGUGAAAAAGUGUUCCUCUUAUAGCGAUUUUGUACCACUAUCCAGUUGGUGGUCUCCCUCACAGAAUGAUUGUCAUAUUUUCUGUAGAUCCAGUAAGAAAUGGAUCAGCACCAACUAAAAUGUGGGGCCCUGUACCAGUUGAUGAACUUGUUGCUGUAAGUUAUUUUUUAAAUAAAGUUUUCACCCGGGACACUGUAUUUUAUAAGGAUGUAAUAUAAGCCUUUUGACCAGUAUCCUUAUGUGCCACGACCAGAGAGAUUUUUCCAGUCUCCCCAUUUGUAGUUUUCAUUGUAUAAAAUGAGAAUUAACAGCCUUGGAAUCCUUGCAACUUGGAUGACUGGGGAGGGGAGAGGAUUCAUGCAAAGUUUGAUAAUAUCACUUUAGACUUAAAACGUUACUGAAUCUCAAGCCUUUCUGCAACUGGUUACAGUAUUGUGAGAUGGUAUUGUCUCUUCCUUUCCUUAACCAACUCACUUGUUCAUUCCAUGUCCUGUAAACAUCCCAUUUUUGUAAAAUCGGGCAUGUGCUUACCAAAAGUCAGAACUGGCCAGUCGGACUGGUUAUUUUGUUAAAAUGGUAAACCAGUAUGCAAAGAAAGUAAUGUGUCCGAUAGCUUGGGCUAGCGGAUUUUGCAAUCAGCGCAGUAAAUUCUGUUCUUAACCUUCCUGACAACUAGUGAGUUUUGGGUGGUUAUUUUUGUUCUGACUAUUGCUAAAUCCUCUUAUUUCGUUGCUACAUCUUGAAAGAAAGUGAAAAGGGGUUUUUCAAUUACAUCUUUUUUACAGUAAGUAUAGUGCUAAAUUUAAUGUUUGUUGGAAAAAAUAAGUCACACCUUGUCAGAAAGUAAUGGGUAGUCAUAAAUGACAGCUGGCUAUCUACAUCUGUUGGCUAAGGGAACUCUGUCUUAGGUCCAAAUAUAUCCUGAUUUAUUCCAUCAUGUUCAAGACUUCACAGUACUGCUUCGCAUGGUUGAUUUUAUUUCAAAAGUAAAACAUUUUCAUUUCAGAAUACUUUAUCACAGCAUGAAGAAGAAAAGGUUUGCAUUGUUGAUUUUGUUUCUCUCACUUUCAUUUUUCCUUAUUCAGCUUUAAUUUUCUGUUUUUCAUAUUGUGUUUAACAGUACCACAUUACUUUUAUUAACCACAAACUCAUGUCACAAAAUGGACAUUUCUGUUAUGCAAUCUUCACCUAUUUUGUUGCAAUGGGUUGGUUCCCAUAGAACCGGUAUUUAACGAGAAGCAUGGCAUCUAAUUCUCCACAGAAUUAUCUUUAAUAUUGUUGCCAUUGUCUAAGGAACUGUUUCAUUUACCUUUGGGUCAGAUUUCUUCUAAUGUGGCUCUUCAGUUUUGCUUUUUUCAAGAGUCUUGAAGACCUUUUAGAACUGAUAGCCUCUUUCCAAUAAUAGCUAAAAGUUCUUGUUUGUUCAAGAUCAACUCAUACCAGUUGUUACCAUUGAGAACUGUACUGCUGUGUUAAACCCUGAACCUGUUUAACAGGGGCGGAUCUAGGGGGAGGGUGCAGGGGGUGCGCACCCCCCUCCCCCCCCCCCCCCCGAAUGGACCGGGAGUUUUUUAAAAAAAAAAAAAAUAAAAAAAAAAAAAAAAAAAAAAAAAAAAAAAAAACUAACACAAUUAACAUUAAAAUAAAAAAAANAAAAUGAGUCUUAAUUUAAUGGAAAAACAAAAACUAAAAAUGAACAGAAAGACACAAAUCUUCCCUAAAUCGCUUUCCUAAUGCUCUAUCAGGUAAAGUUCAGUUUUAACAGAUGAUUUGUUUCUUGUGUAGCUGCGCAUUUAGGCAGUUGAAUUUUAGCUGAUAUAAUAACGGUACGCUUUCUAAAGAUAACACCUGGGUUACAACGCUAACAAGGGUAAAAAUGAUACCCUCAAAAACCAUACCCAGUUGGGUGGCACAUAUAGUAUGUCUAUCUUGCCCAUAAACUGGAGUCCCAUCCUUGGCCUGAAACAAAUCAUCCAACUCUUGUAUAAAACGAAUGCCUAAUUCUUACUCCAAGGAAAAGAGAAGACAACAGAUGAUUGAACUGCAGAGGCAGAUGCAAGAAGCGGAGAAAGAACAACAAGCGCUAGCUGCUGCGGCAUCCAAACAACACAAUGAUCUAAUGGACAAAAUACGAACGGUAUAGUGAUAAAUUAAUUUUAUUAAUGAUAUUUCUCAACAAUUAUUUGCUUAUUGUUUAAUAUACUAUUUAUGUAAUUUUUCCUGUUUUGUGAUAUCCGCUAAGGACGAGAUUUCUCUGAAAAGUACAGAGAAAACUAGCCGUACAUUGUAUGUACAUUUUAUGUGCCUGCCUUGUAGGCUGAAGCGGAACUGGAUGACCGCACUCUGUGGCAACAACAACAACAAGAACAUGAACGACAAAAGAUGGUGUCAGCUAUGGCAGCAGGUAUUUUACAUCGUAUUUUUGUGUCUACUUUAGCGGACGAAUAUCAUCAGUGUGUUCCUUUGAUUAGUUGAAAUCAAGGGUGGACUCAUUAUCAUCUUUUGGCGGCAUUCUGGCAUUUUCCUUGCAUGAUAUUUUUGUACAAAGUAAUCAAAAGAACGGGGGUCCUAGAAGAUGACUUCAAAAGCUUCUUGUUGAAACUUCUUGUUGAAUCAGAGAAGUGUCUUUAUCGUGGAGUUUUUUUGCUGUAAUUGAGCCCCUUCUGCUUCAUCUAACAGUAAUAUAAGCCAUUUAUUAAUCAUUUACUUUUGAAAGGACUGCACAAUUCAGUCUGUUGUUCCAUUAAUAGUUAACUGUUAGAUUCACUUGUUGCUGUGUGUGUCGAAUAACAUCAGCAAGAAAGUCGCGAGAAAUUCAGGAAAUUGGUGGCUAUGUUACGAAACGUUUACUGUUUUAGGUCAAUUCUGUGCUGCAGUCAGUAGUUAGAACCUUUACCCGUGCACAAAAUCCUCCUGCAGAGUUAUGAAGAAGAUAUUAAACAAAUUUCAGCAGGGAGCGCAAACUUAAAUCAAUAUAUAUAAUCUUAAAUAUCGUCUUAAAUAACGAAGCUGGACAAUUAUUUUGGAAUUCAAUCGAUGUGAUGACAAGUUUUAGUUUUUUAUGGCAAGUAGCGUGUUUUAGCCCUAAAAAGUGGUAUUUACGUCUAAGUUUGAAACGUUGUAUUUUUGCGAUUUUUCCUUCAUGUUUUCAUCUCUUCCGGGUGAAUUCUUUUCAACUUUGAAAUUACUAUGCCAUUUUCUUAUAUCUUGUAGGUGAACAGCUAACUAAUGACACAGUAGCAAUGAUUUUACAAGUUAACGAAAGGUAAAGCUGAGAAGAUUCAUGUAUGUUAUACAAUAACACGUUUUAAACCUUAUAAAGGCAAAGUAGCUCUAAACAACUGAGCUACUGAGAAAGCUCUUUGCUAAUUUUUAGUGGCCUGCAUAGCUGGUGUAAUGGUUUUUGCGUGUUUCCUCUGCCAAAACUUUGCCCACGCUAAAUAACUAUUCCGGUGGCCACGCAGGCUACAUUUGUAGGGGCCACAGUAUGGCUUGUACAAAAUGUAUUUAAUAGCAUACAUUUUGCUUCUUGUGAGUCUGGUUAGUAAUGUGGUGAUUUUCUUGACCUUUUUAGAGCUCAGAAGGCAGAAAUGAUUCUUGAUGAACUGGAACAAGAAAGGUGCAAUAAAAAUCCUAUUACAAUAAAUACAAAAUGUACGUUCGCUUGGCCUGGUCUGGUUGAAGAUCCCGAGGGGAGGGUGGGGGAGUAAUCCCUUGACAUGCGAACAUGCGAGUCCUAGCCUGCAAUUUCCCCCUUCUCUUUUAUCUCUUUUGCCUCUGUUUUUGCCGAAUUUGCAUUUCUUGCUUGUUGUUAUUGCUCAAACAGAACUGUUUACGAAGGAAAUGAUCAGAAAACAUUUUUGUUUAGCUCGGUUGCCUACGCACUUUACAGCAUGGAUAUGCUUCACGUAUUUUUCUCUGAUGUCGUUUAACCUUCAAAUGUCAUUGCAACUGAUAUAUACACUAGUUUAAGGUACACGGAGAAAUCCGAGUCUCCCCAAAGGGAAUUGAUCAUAGGACGCUCUACCCACUGACCUAGGAGUGACUUAUAUGUGAGCAGAUCGUAAGCGUGGUUUCAAUAUAGGACCUCGCAUCUCGGGAGUACAUUGGAUGAAAAAAGAGUAAAACUUUGCUACUUUGCAACUCAGAAAUUCCCUUCUCUAGAACCAUUGUACAUGUUUUAGUUUGCACUGAAAAUAACCAUUAAUCCUUUGUUUAACGCUUAGAAUGAGAACUGAACAGCUGAUUAAGGUGACCCAGGAAGAAGCUGAAAAACUCCGAAAGGAGGAAGUUUUAGGUUGGUUAUUAUAUUCCCAUUUGAAUGUAAUAUCACCGUUUUUCUUGUACAAUUGUCCGUAUGAGGUCUAGUCGAAGUAAAAAAAGUUCAAAACACUACCGGGUGCUGCAUCGGUUAUCGGGAGAGUUAGACUCGAAAUAGAAAGUUUUGUUUGCUGAGCGAAGUGCCAUCAUUACGCGGAUAAAAAGUGACAUGUCGAGCGCCCCUUCGCAGAGCGAUUCAAAGCGCUAGAAAUGUCCUUGUCAACUCUCCUGAUAAAAGCAAACCUUGUGCGCUUAAGCUAAAAGGUUUGACAAUUCUAGUUUAUGACUAGAGUUAACAUUUCAUUCUUGUUUUUUUCUUUUGUUGUCUUCUUUGUUGUGUUUUUUCGUUAGCUUCCAUGGCUCGUCUUUUGGAAAGCCAAGAAAAUCAAGGCCGACUUAUAAGAGAAUAUGAACGGACAAGAGACAUAGCUGCCAAUCAAGCUAUGAACGAGUGAGUUCAGACUAAAAAUUUACUUCAAAAAGUAAAGCACCAGUUAAAGCUUUUUCAGGGCAAAAGUCAUUCUUAUUCUUUCAGCUUUCUGUUACAGCUUACUGGUUUUCAUUUUGUGUAACUUAGUCCUCCAACUGAACACAUUAACUGAAUUUUGUUGUGAAGGGGUCAAGUUACACGUCCACACCUUAAAAAAAAAAUAGCUAGUCUACCGCGCUUGGGGUGCUUUUAAUUAUUAGAAUCCGGAAUUGUUUAUCGUUAGAAAAUUCGGAAUUAUUACCUUCUUUAACAUGUAUACAUUUUGUGAAGGAAACAAUUGUAAACACAAAUCUGUGGUGUGAAUGGGCCAUAACAUGUUUGAUAAAUUAAUUUAGUUAAACUGAAAUCGGAAUUUAUAUGCUAAGAAUUUUAUUUUUCUGGUGGGUGUUGUUUGUGGCUUAUUUUACUUUCUAACUGUAGUCCAUACUCGUAAUUUCGUUGCUAUUCCCGUGUGUGUGUAAAACAGUCAUGAUACAUCACUUGUAUUGCAUUUCAGAUCUUUAGAAGCUGAUUCUCGUCUGCUUGGUAUCUUGAAUGAACAAUAUGACGACAGGGAUGUGUUGAUUUCUGAGAUUUCCAAACAGGUCAGAGAUUAGUGCCAACAGUUGAACGUCUACUCGUGUGUUCUUUUGUUUUCUCUCAUCAGCGGUGGCCUUUGCGCGCGGCCGCUUUGUAGACAGCAUUUCCGAGUCGCUAAUGAGCUGGAGGUACGAUCCGGAAAUCCCAAGUUCAACUCCCCCCACCCUUCAUGCCGCUCGCUGGAUUUAUUUCUCAGCCGUCCCGCGCUUUUCAACUCAUCGGCCACGCUUGUAAAGAGCCAACUGUUUUGCCUCAGGUCAAAUGGGAUUCUCAACUCCAUUUUGUUUCGUGGAAAUUUUUGUUUAACCCCACUACCUUUUAGACUGCGCCACAUACGAGGUUAAAUUACGUCUGCGACGAAGGCUAACUACUUUUGAGCUAUUAUCACCGCUGAGGGUAAAUUAAGUCCGUUAUAUUAUUAUGCUAUCAGAACUGUAGACACGUUCCUGAGGAAGUGCGAUUAAUUUCCGUUGUAUCCGAACCUCUCCCGAGAGUGCCUUUUAGUAGAGGUUGUGCCUUUUUCCGAGACUGUGGACUUUGUUUAUGAAACUAAGAGAUAUUAGCGUUGAGUUUGAAAUCUAAGUUACUUUUUCCUUUACUUUGUAUCUAACAGUCCAGUGAAUGUUAUGUUCAUUCGUUUGAAAGGAACGCGCACAAAUGGAAGCAAUCCAAGCCCUUCAGCUCCAGACAGAUGCAAAGCAUCGCAGAAUAACAAGCCAGGUAAUUCAGAGUAACACACGUUUCCCUGCAUCAAAAACUCUAUCUUUGUCAGCGAGCCUUGGGUCCAUGGUUUCCUGUAUUGCUCGUCUUUUCUUGCAUUGUCCUCCAGUUGAAUAGUUUGUUCUUUUCUUCAGAAAACCGUGCCCAUUUAGUCAUUUUUCAGUGUGAAAAUGUUCACUGAAAUGAAUAAAAGACAAAAGAUAAGCAAUGCAUCACUGGAUGCCAGAAAAAGAUAGCCUGAAAAAAGAUUAAUAUUUUUUUACUCGUGCGUGCGUUGCGUUGCCAGCUUACAAGACUGAAUCAUUCGUCCGCUGCCCAGUUUUACUCGCUCAAGUUGGGUAUUGAAUAAUUUCAAAUUGUGACUUGGAUUUCAAAGCUUCAUCGAUACUUACCUAUUAUCUAGGGUAUAAAAUGAUACGUUUUAUGAUUUCUCUGCAGAUCUCCAUGCUACAGGAUGAACUUUCGCGGUUGACUUUAACAGAACUAGACAAGAGAGAAGAACGACAGGAUGUUGAGAGGGUAUGUAAUUUAGGUUUUCAUUCUUCUAUUAAACUCUGAAACCAGAAAGAUCGUCUUUGAAUGGAUACAACCAAGAGGAUUUUGACUUAUUCCUUCAACAGACGCGUUGUUCUUACUUUGAUUGAGUUUACACUGAGGUCGGACAUAAGCAGAGAGUGAACACCACUAUCAAUGAUAAAAUGAUGAGAUUGCAGUGUUACGGUUUUAAAGCCAUUCGUCCGUUUUAGUUGGUUUAUUUUUAAUUUCGACUGUUUACUUCCUGUAUUUAUAUCGUUUUCUACGUUGAUGACAAGGGUUGUUGAUAUGCUAUAUGCUGUUCGAUGAAAAAUGUGGAUGGCAGAAAAGGAAAGCGCACGAGGGGUUUAGGAAGUGAUUGGGUUCUGUGGGUGCGUGAAGGAAAAAUAACUGCAAACUCCUUGGAGUUUGUGGUGGUAUUUAUAAUUCCAAGGCUUCUGCGUCGUGUACAACGGGCAGAAUAUUAUCCUCACUGUUUCCGACAAAGCAAUACGAUCGAAUGGAUGGAAGUCUACAUGUGUAGUACGUUCUGUUUCUUUCUCGCUUUUGCUGCUACAAGAAUACCAUCCACCAUGAUUUCUAUGUAACACUCACUGUUUGUUUUAGACGGUGCUGGAGUCCAAGAGAGAAGCUCUCACUGGGCUCCUAGUUCAGCUGGUAGGCGAGCAACAAAAACGGGAAGAUGAACUCAUGAAGAGGCUUGUAAGUGCUGUAUUUAUCCGCAGAACCAAAAGUUGCAAACAUUCUAUGUUAAGUCAACAAGACUAGAAUAAAAGCCAUCUUUGUCAGUACUUAGAGUUUCAAAGAACUCCUAUUCCGUGGCUUUCAUUAAAACGGUAUCCUUUUAGAAGUCAUUGACACUGAAAUAGAACCAUCUAAUGCUGUAUGUUGAAUGAGGUGCACAAAAAAAAUAAUGAUAAUAACAAGGUAAGUGCUCGGAGGAAGUUAGCAGACUACCUUACCAAGUUAGGCACAAAGUACUGGUCAGCAGCUUUCACUUGAGAGAGUUUUAUCCACAGACGCAAUAGUUAGAACUUUCUUGAUAUUUGAUUCUUGGUUCAAAUAUUUAGGGGCUUCUUCGACUUCUCUUCGUACUAAAACCCGAAUUCAACGCUUAUUCAUCUUACAUUGUUUCUCUGGUAGGUUGAGAUGGAACACAAAAGGGAAGCGGAUAUCGAAGACUAUUGGCUGAUUCAAUAUCAGAGGUUACUGGAGAGUAAACCGCAAACUUUACUUGAGAAGGUACCUAUUCAUUAUUAUAACAGCUCAUAUCAUUUCUGAACAGUACAUUAAACUUACAAAGCUAGCUUGAUCGUGGACAAAUGACGAAGAGGGCUUUGCAGAACAGUUUAACUAGGGACCUGGAACCUGUGAAAACAAUCUCUCUUAUCGCUCAACUCCUUGAUUAGUGAUUUAAGAUGACUGAAUUCAAAGGUUAGGUUAAAUACGAGGUUAAGCCAAGUAACAAUUAAAAUAUUUUGGAAAGGCCAAAACUUAUCGAUGUGGUUUUUUGUCCUACCAGGGAUAAAAUGAGGAUAAUUUUAGACCCCGUUUGCACGGGCCAGGACAAAUUUUUGAACGGACAAAGACGUCACGUGGAGUAUACAGCAGCGAAUGACAGGAGGACCAACAUCACGUGACCGGAACCCACCGCUGAUGUGUGAAAAAUCCUAUUAAUACUUUCAAUAUUUCUAAUAAAGUGUUGUUCUUAAACUUAAUCUUACAGCAAUGUGACAGUAAUAUUUACGACAUACUUGCCGAAGCAGAAGCACAGGACUACGCAGCUCACUUCGCGCGCCAUCGUGUCACGUGGGAAAUGCUUAAAACCAUGACGGACAGUGAACUUAAAGAGGUAUAAGUAAAGGGCGGCAUGAGUCAGUAUAGACAAUUUCAUUUCCAGUCUGACCAAAACACACGGCGUCAAAAGUCAACAUACUAAUACGGGGCUGAUACGAACGUUUUGAUAAAAAAAUGGACCAUAGUUAGUCCUUAAAAAGCGCUUUCCCGCCAUAGUGUAGUAAAACGCCAAUAGUAAGUUUCUUUUGAAUGAUUUGUUUAUGAAAAUUGUCUUUUGUUUCUCGUGACGUAUAGUGGUUAGACUGUUCGUAGUCCCCUUCUUUUCCGUAAGAUCGUCGGGAUGCAGAACCUACCCGUAGGGCGUCUAUCUUGGUUUUAUAUGUGCCGAGUAUAACCUGUGCAUGAGUAUGAAAUCUGUUAAUUUUCUCUAUUUUUCUCGCCUUUCUCCGCUCACCGCUCGGUACAUUUAAAACCAAAAUGGCCUCCCGUAACACAAAGCGCGCGAUAUUGACGAUUAUAGGGAAAAAUAAGGGACUUUGAACAGCCUAUGUGUCGGAACGAAACCGAACGAUGACCUCUCCGUUUUUGAAGAGGACGAAUGUUCCCUUUUUUGUCUUGUUGUUUUUCUUCGGUUCAGUUUUGAAAGGUUACACACGGUUGAAAAAGCGUAACAAACUUUGGUUUUUUUCAUUUUUAGCUGGGUAUUCACGAGCUGGGAGUUCGUAAGGCAAUACUAAGUGUGGUCCAGGAGCGUCUACGUUUUGACGUCAAAGCCAAAGAGAAAGAGCGAGAAAUUGAAACACCUGCAGAGGUACGUAAUGUAACUCGGAUCAGAGGAAAUUAUAAACCUUCUGCGCGGCGAGAAGGUUUUAUACAAGAAUGUGAAAUUGGAUUUUAGUUACACAGUUAGCAUUCUUAGCGGGAACGUUUUGUUGUUCUCAUCCUAGUGGUAACAAAUAGUGAAUUCUUGUUUUGGUUUGUGAAUUGAACAUUGUUUCAUUCUUGUAAUGUUUUGUGUUGUUUCUCUUUUCUCGUUGUUUAUUGUUUUUCUGAACCGUUAUUGUAAUUUAAGUGGUUUAUUUUGGGUAUUUACAGGCGCCCGUGCCCUCUCCAGCCCCUCCUGCCCCGAUUCCAACACAAUCAACACCAACAGCACCUGUAAUAGAGCACCAAGAUAUGACCACAGAAUGUGUGGUUUGCAUGGAUCGAAGGGUAAGACAGUAGCAUCAUUCACUAUCAGUAUAACCAUGUUCAAUAUGUUUAUUAACCUCCGUAACGCAUUAUAACACUGCCUAUGAGUGCAAUCACAAUCACAGGUACCUUACAUGGAAGUUCACGAUUUUCUGUAAGUAACUCUAAAUUCUAAACGAAAGUUUAUAGGAAAGUCAGUCACUUCAGCUAUACAAACCUAUCGCCCAGAAUGUUAUUGUCUCUCGCUACGUGUACUUACAGUGGCCAGUUUAUCAAAAGGCCGCAUAACAUAAAUUGAGUUGAAGAAAGUAACUUAAAUCGCCAGGUAAAGAUGGUUCUGGAGAGCUUGAACUGAGUUUAGGCUCAUCUUUGAAACCAACCAGCAGUUAUCUGUCGGUUCAGCUCUCCUUUUCCCGGUGUAUUUGAACUUCACCGACAUUAACCCGAAGAAUCAGUACUGCACUGUACUUUUUACCAACACGAACAUUAACUCGUUGACCUUUUAUUCCUGAGUAUUUGACUUGUGGUUUUUCUCUAUCAGGCUGAUGUGGUGUUGCUGAAUUGUGGACACGUUUGUUGCUGUUUCAAUUGUUCCACUUCAUUGUCCAAUUGUCCCAUGUGCCGUAACCCUGUGGUACAGCGUGUUCGGAUAUUCCUCUCCUAAUUGCUACCGGUCUACAGCAUUGCACUUCACCUGCGUCGUUCACUUCGUCGAAAAAGCGCGUAGGAAAACAGGAAGGUCGCGCAACCUCUGCAUUGAGGGCUUUUCCCUCAGGUUUUUGUGGGGAAAGCCCUGGAAACUAGGUUGGAAGGUCACCCUCGUUCUAGAAAAGAAUCCAAAAUUUCAAUUUGUCAAAUUAUUGUGUUUAGUCCAUACCAUUUGCUAGAACCCGAUACUCUUACUAUUUCUCAGACGAUAUUCGACAUCGAUACCAUGAAGUAAUUAUUGAAGAAUUUUAAAAGUAUACCAAAGGAUAAAUCUAAAAGAAACAGUGCUUAAAUCAGUUCAGUUCCAAUUUAUCCCUUCCCCAAAUUUGGCUUUCCGUAUGAAAAUAAAGAUGGCUUUUGGUCUCGUUGAUCCAUCCCGACAAAGAACUGGUCGUGCGAAAAGUACAUAAUACAAACACAAAUUAUUAAAUAAGCCUUUUGCUGGGCUUUCACAAACAUUUCACGUAAUUAGUAGGCAGGGAAUUGAAUACCUAGGAAUAUCGUUUUGCUCUAGUUUCCUUGUGUUUCCUAUAACAGUAUAGCCGGUCGGGGAUUAUGUUCAUAGUAGCCGGUGGAAAAUCCUGCGGGCAAUAUUUUCCUCGAGCAGGUAUACGUAAUCUGUCCCAAAGAGACAUGGGAUAUAGCGGCUUACAUAGUGUAAUGGGCAAAAUAGCCGCUAAACAUUGUAUGUUCGUGCUGAAGAAAUUCUCGUGAUUAACGUAAAAGCUUCAAGAAAAACGUUUUUUUUUUUNUAUACCAAAGGAUAAAUCUAAAAGAAACAGUGCUUAAAUCAGUUCAGUUCCAAUUUAUCCCUUCCCCAAAUUUGGCUUUCCGUAUGAAAAUAAAGAUGGCUUUUGGUCUCGUUGAUCCAUCCCGACAAAGAACUGGUCGUGCGAAAAGUACAUAAUACAAACACAAAUUAUUAAAUAAGCCUUUUGCUGGGCUUUCACAAACAUUUCACGUAAUUAGUAGGCAGGGAAUUGAAUACCUAGGAAUAUCGUUUUGCUCUAGUUUCCUUGUGUUUCCUAUAACAGUAUAGCCGGUCGGGGAUUAUGUUCAUAGUAGCCGGUGGAAAAUCCUGCGGGCAAUAUUUUCCUCGAGCAGGUAUACGUAAUCUGUCCCAAAGAGACAUGGGAUAUAGCGGCUUACAUAGUGUAAUGGGCAAAAUAGCCGCUAAACAUUGUAUGUUCUUGCUGAAGAAAUUCUCGUGAUUAACGUAAAAGCUUCAAGAAAAACGUUUUUUUUUUUCAUUUUAGUCUCUGUAGAGGUGAUUUAUUGGACAAAUUAUUUAUAUUCUGGAGACAAGAGUCAUUGUUAUCACAUGAAUCUAAACUUCCUUAGACUACGAGUAGCCCCCAUUUUUCCUCAGGGAUAGUAGAGCGAGCGAAACGCGAGCGCGCGUGAAAAUCACCCCACGCGAGAAAAGGCGACACGCGGCGGGAAGAGAAAAAUGUCGCCUUUAAUUUUCUUGCGUGGGGUGAUUUUCACGCGCGCUCGCGUUUCGCUCGCUCUACUAUCCCUGAGGAAAAAUGGGGGACUACUCGUAGUCUAAAACUUCCUACCCUCACCGAAAGUUGAAUGCGUGGGCAUGUCAGUAUCGUUAUUUUGCAGGGGUCCCCAAUAGGGUUUUUCAGUCCAAUCACCCCGCGUGACCUAAACUUUCCCGUUCGUACCGCCCAUCCCGUCCCGUGGAUACUUUCAAUCCCGAAUCUCGCCCUCAUUUUGCUCUCAAGUCCCGAAUCUGGGCCUUCAAAUGAGGAAAAGCCAGCAUCCCGAGAAACUUGUUGGGGACCUUAUGCAGUGGCGGGCAUUUUGUCACGGAAGCCACGUUGAUCGUAAAAUUUACUUAUUAGAUAAUCUUUUAUAUAUGAUAUAUAUACCUAGUUAUUUUGUAGUUUUAAUUUGCCUAGGCUGGAAUAGGCGUUUAAUAUCUUAUUUACAUUUGUGAACUUUUGUUACUUAAUUUAAAGAAAAAAACGCUCUUAGAAAAUUUAUCAAUUGGCAUCCAAUUUGCUAACGCGAUAUUGUAAAAGUAGAAAACAUAACUAUUUAGGUGUUAAAUGUAGCACUUUUAAAGUAUGAACAUUUAUUUUAUAGACUCCUCAACAUAUCCUGUCGUUCACGGCCAAAAGAAAUAAUUUUGGGUGUCUGAAAUUAGUCGCAAUCUAAUGCGAUAAGGGGUCAGCUUCGAUUUACGAGGCCGGCAAACAGCCAUUCUGAUUAUACAAGCAGCUGUAGAAUUGUGCAGUUGAAAUAACGUAUUCAUUUGUUUGAAGCAACGCUGAAGGUAUAAAUAAUGUUUAACAGUUUGCUUUCAUUGUACAGUAUAUAAGCAAUAAUCGUGCUUUUUGUAAGACAAUGGUGACGAAUUACCCUAUCUACAUUCAUUAAAACAACGGAAAAUGAAUAAAUAAUAUUUAAAGGAAAUU
Molecule: messenger RNA, 25443 nt
Organism: Porites evermanni
Lineage: Eukaryota; Metazoa; Cnidaria; Anthozoa; Scleractinia; Poritidae
Source: the annotation of a GenBank genome assembly